This is a messenger RNA of Triticum aestivum (bread wheat), 783 nucleotides long. Its product is annotated as putative invertase inhibitor. The transcript has a single exon. Gene Ontology annotation, molecular function: enzyme inhibitor activity. Lineage: Eukaryota; Viridiplantae; Streptophyta; Magnoliopsida; Poales; Poaceae. The coding region runs from base 67 to 678 and encodes 203 amino acids. The record is from RefSeq and is a predicted model, not a curated record.
AACCAGCCACACCCAUUUCCUCCUUCAACCUAUAUCUUCCUCUCACUAUAUGUAUAGCAGAAAACAAUGUGGCCGCUACCCCCGAGUAGAGGAGGCGGAGCGAACAUGUCGUCGCUACCGAGCCACAUCUUCCUCCUCACCGCCGCCGCCCUCUUAUUCCUGCCGCCCCCGGCGAUGUCCUCCACCGGCGCCAUCAUCCGGCUCCCUUACGGCGACGACAUCAUCGCCGAGACCUGCCAGAGAUGCGGCGAGAACAACCACAACGUGGACUACGCCCUUUGCGUCGCCUCCCUCUCAGCCGACCCCACCGGCCGCGACGCCGACCUCCACGGGCUCGCGCUCAUCUCGGCCAAGCUGGUGCGGGCGGGGGUGGCGGGCAUGGACUCCGGCAUGGCAGCGCUCCGGGGCAAGGAGGCAACGAGGUCGACAAGGUGGUCCUGCCUCAACGCCUGCAUAGACGUGUUCCGGGACGCCAUGGUCGACCUCGACGACGCCAUCGCCGCCAUCGAGGAUGGAAGUUAUUCUGACGCCAAGAUGAAGAUGGCCGCCACCACCGACGCGCCAGUGACCUGCAACGACGAGUUCAAGGAGCAGGGAUUGCAGCCGCCCAUGGAAGGGGAGGGCCGGCGCCUGUUCCAGCACGCCGUCAUCUCCCUCGCCAUCAUCUCAUUAAUCUGAACAACAGAUUAUAUAUAUUGAGCAAACGUCACCAGUAUAUAUUGCUCUAUUCGGCAUACAUCGCUAUAUUCAUCAAGUAUGUAAUGAUAUGACUCUUUUAUCAUC